This is a messenger RNA of Triticum turgidum subsp. durum (durum wheat), 450 nucleotides long. NCBI's taxonomy places the organism in Eukaryota, Viridiplantae, Streptophyta, Magnoliopsida, Poales, Poaceae. The record is from the annotation of a GenBank genome assembly.
AUGGGUGCUAUGAUUAUGCCCAUGAUCCAGAACCUCGAGGCCACACUCAGGAACAACGCCGCGCCCCAGACCAUGCAGUUCGUGCCCACUCCGGCCUCACUCUCUGUUCCGAAGCCAACGGCUGCGACGGCGACGGCGACGGCGACCAGCAAAGCACCUACAAGUUCUACAACUGCCGCCGCUGCUAGUCCAGCGCCCACUGGCUCUUCUUCCAAGCAGGAAGAAGAGAAGAAGGUCGAGAAGCAGACUCCGGAGAAAGCCGCGGCGGCGGCAGCAGCGCCGGCUGUGGCUGACCCUCUUGGCAGCGCGAGGGGGAAGGUGCAGGAGGAGGUGAUGAGGGAGUUUGCGGCGCUCAUGGCGAGCGGCACGCUGCAGGCGAGCGAGGCGGCGGCACUGGCCAUGCGCCGGGUCAUGGAGCGCCACGGCGAUGGCGCCAGUAUGCAGUGCUAG